Messenger RNA from Hymenoscyphus albidus, 1469 nucleotides. The record is from the annotation of a GenBank genome assembly. NCBI's taxonomy places the organism in Eukaryota, Fungi, Ascomycota, Leotiomycetes, Helotiales, Helotiaceae.
AUGAUUUUCUCGCCAAAGACGCUCUUUAGGGGAACAGCUGCUUUAGCUUCGCUUAUUGGACUUGCUGCUGGGGAUGGAAUAAAACAUGGUCCUUGUUACGAGGGACCGUUCGGAGACACGUCGAGUGCAGGGGCAUCCGGAGGGGAUUUCAUAUGCGAUACCAAAUGGGUGACCGGCUAUACAGUGACUGGAAUUGAAGUUUGGGCUAGUAAAGGACAAAUAAAUGGCAUUCAGUUUGCAUAUGGCGACGGCAGCAAGUCCCCAGUCCGUGGAAAGAAUGUCGAGGCUGGCAAUCGCCACGCAGCAAUUACAUGGCAAGACGGAGACACCAUCACCAAAUUAAAUAUCUGGUCCAACAAAGACAAAGAUGCCGUGGGAAGAAUUCAGUUGGAAGUCAGCAACGGACAAAAGCUUGAUGUCAGCGCUAAGCACACCGACGGUUAUGACGGCCAGCCAGUUUUGACGCACAGUGGUCUUUUACUAGGCGCUCGUGGGGGCGCGAAAGAGAAAAUGAACUGGAUCGAGUUUCUGUUCAUGGCAUCCAACGUCGGAAAGGCUGAGAUGUCCGAAAUUGAAUUCAAAGAGGAUCUGGAUGAUUGGAACGCAAAGAAGAAGUAAGUCAAAUUUCCUUGGGCCAUAACUUCAGUCUAACGACAUGCAGGGGCAUUGAUCCCGACUUCAUUCUUAAUGAAGUUUACAUUGUCAAUACAAACGUCAAGGGCAACAGUACCGGCGGUGUCGAAAAAGGAUUCUAUUUCCGUAAUUCGAGACUCAAGACUGUGACUAAGGAUUUGACUCAGUCCAAAAGGAACUCAUUUGGAGGAACGGUGACUUUAACAGUUGGUGGUGAAAUCAAAGUCCCUCUUUUCACAAGUGCAACCACCAGUGUUGGGGGUACUGGAACAUAUACGCACGAAACUAUGAACAGUGCAAGCCAAACAGAGACCUACACACAAACGCUCUUCUGGGAAGAAACAGGAACUGUAAGUCUAUCAUUACACUGUAUUCUAUGGAGUGAGGAGCUAAAACUCAUUAUGUAGAUUGUACCAGGACGUGCUGUCCAUUGUAUUGCGACAGCAGCUACUGGUGUCUACAGGAGCGAAUAUAACAGUACCGUGACGAUUAAGAUGGCUGACGGAAACACCUUCAAUAUCACUCAGCCAGGUACUUACACAUCUGUCGGAUGGUCACUUGCCACCAGUAACUGCCGGGAUAUUGCAGCAAGCGAGGCACCCAAGACCGCUUUCGAAGCCGGUCAACAGCCAGAUGCCCCGGAAGAUACUACAAGCGAAAUGCCAAAUGUCAAAGCCCACGAGUAUGCACAUGGAACCAAUGUUUACCAAUGGUACAGAAUUCCAGGAGGGGGAGGAAGACCAAACCUGUUUGCAGCUGAACGAUCCCCGCCUGGAUCCCUGCCCCGGCCAUCAGCUCGAGGAGUGAGAAGAUCUUACCGGCGAGGAAAUGCUUAG